Molecule: messenger RNA, 1545 nt
Organism: Ramularia collo-cygni
Lineage: Eukaryota; Fungi; Ascomycota; Dothideomycetes; Mycosphaerellales; Mycosphaerellaceae
Product: related to cytochrome P450
Exons: 5
Coding region: 1-1545 (514 amino acids)
Molecular function (GO): heme binding; monooxygenase activity; oxidoreductase activity, acting on paired donors, with incorporation or reduction of molecular oxygen
Source: RefSeq, a predicted model, not a curated record
AUGGCUGUACACGACCUAUAUGCCGAACACGGAUUCAGCUUGAGCCCCGUCUUACUGGCGGCUCUAUCGCUUUACGGAGGUGUCCUCCUGUAUCGAGUGUACUUCAGCCCAUUGUCCAAGUUCCCUGGUCCAACACUUGCUGCCGCUAGCAGUUGGUAUGAGUUCUACUACGAGUUCAUUCACAAAGGUGGCUCUCAGUUUGCUUUCCACAUCGAUGAACUGCACAAACAAUACGGCCCGUUCGUGCGCAUCACUCCAUGGGAGAUACACGUGAAUGAUUUCCAGUAUUACGACAAGAUCUAUUCCCAUCAGAUUCAUCAUGAUAAGCCAGAUCACUUGAAAUGGCGUGCAGGCCAACCCAAUUCCGCUUUCGCGACUCCAGACCAUCAUCUUCACCGUCGGCGAAGAGCUGCAAUCAACCCGUACUUUACGAAAUCGCGUGUCAGCGCGUUCGCUCCGUACAUCCAGAAGCGUUUGGACAGCAUGUGUCGUCGCCUGCAAUCUGAAUACGCUGGAAAGAAUAAGGUGCUGAAUGUGGGCGAUAUGUGGGGCUGUCUCGUGGCCGACACGAUAUCACACUAUGCUUUCCACAGAGAGUACAAUUGGAUCGAUACGGCCAUCGACUUCAAAUGCCCACUUCUAGAUCAGGUCGAUGUUUUCGCAGAUAUAAUGGACUGCGWCCCCCAUUUCCCAGUGAUCGGAAUGGCCCUGUACUUCAUACCAAAUUGGCUGGUCAGGACAUUGGUUCCAGGUAGCGCUGGCGCAAUGGAUUUUCUCAGCGAGAUCGAGUCGAACGUCAACACCAUUAAAUCGGCUGAUUUCAAGCCACUCGAGGACGCUCAGCACCGAAACAUCAUGUAUGAGCUUAUCCAUUCAGAUUUGCCAGAUUCGGAGCGCCGGCAAAAGCGUUUGGUCAGUGAAGGUCUGAGCAUCGUGUCUGCCGGGCUAGAGACGAGCAAGACGGCGCUCGAAAGAGCUACAUUCCGGAUCGUGAACGACCGAGCUAUAUACAAGAGGCUGAAGAAUGAGAUUACCGCAAUAUGGACCGAUCCCAAGAGCUCGGCUCCAACACUCAUGGAGUUGGAAAAUUUACCAUACCUAUCGGCCUGUGUGGAAGAAGCAUUUCGUUUAUCUUAUGGAACCCCGACUCGGCUGCCUCGUGUUCCUCGAGAGCCAUUCCCGCUUGGCGACAAGGUCGUCCCCGCGGGAUACGGGGUCGCCAUCCAGGCAUUGAGCGUCUUACACGAUCCCGAAGUGUUCCCAAAUCCAUGGGAAUACAUACCCGAGCGUUGGAUGGAUCCUUCCACACGAAACGACCUGAAAAGACACUUGGUAACGUUUGGAAGGGGGACCCGCGUAUGCGUUGGACAACAAAUGGCAUAUACGAUCAUGACUUUGGGAAUCGCGAAUUUGGUAAAGCGUGUUGACUUGGCCUUUUUCGAGACUGACAGAUCCGACAUCGAUCUAGUUCGGGCUAGCUUCAAGCCAAGGCCGAAGAAGGGAAGCCUAGGAAUCCGUGCGAAGAUUCAAGACGUUGAGAUAUGA